Messenger RNA from Centropristis striata (black sea bass), 1027 nucleotides. It is a transcript of the gene mrps33, whose product is annotated as mitochondrial ribosomal protein S33. The transcript is spliced from 3 exons. NCBI's taxonomy places the organism in Eukaryota, Metazoa, Chordata, Actinopteri, Perciformes, Serranidae. The coding region runs from base 313 to 633 and encodes 106 amino acids. Gene Ontology annotation, cellular component: mitochondrion. The record is from RefSeq and is a predicted model, not a curated record.
GUUGAUUUAAAUUUCAAUGGCGACUAAUUAAAACAUUUACGUGAAAUGAAUAAAGCAUGUAUUUUAGUGGAAAUAAAAUACCACUUUACCGUAAAACAGGAAGUGAAAGCAACGAACCAAUCAACUCCACGGAAUAUAUGUCAUGCGCAGUAGAGUUUGUUAUGGCAGUGUGGCAUGGAUGUGUGAAGGUUAAUGCGAGCUACAACGUUACAACACUUAACUAAUACAUAGACAUUAUUUAAUUAAAGUUAAGGGAGAUUUACUGCUUUUAUAAGGUGUUUUGCUGCACAUCGGCGUGUACUUCUCACAGUCAUGGCCAGUCUGUCCAACUAUGCUGUACGUAUGGCCAGACUAAGUGCACAGAUCUUUGGGGAGGUUGUGCGUCCAACAGACACCAAAUCCAUGAAGGUGGUCAAGCUGUUCCAGGAGCCUCCCAUGGCGAGGAGGAAGGAGGUGUACGACUGGUACCCACAGCACAAGAUUUACUAUGCCAUGACCCAGAAGCUCAGGUUCCUGGGACUGUUCAGAGACGAGCACGAAGACUUCAAGGAGGAGAUGCGUCGCCUGAAGAUACUGAGAGGAAAAGGGAAACCAAAAAAAGGAGAAGGGAAGAGAGCAACCAAGAAGAAAUAAGCUGCUUUUCUUCUUCUUUUUAUGGAGGCAAACAUUGGACUGUGUACAUCACUGUAGUGGGAUGUUGAUCCUGAAGGAACUCCAUUGGUUUGGUCUGAAUGAUAAAGUUGCUUUGUCAGAAGUUUCUUUUGGAAGGAAUAAUCAGGUCAAAAUUACACAUGAAACAUUCUAUGUCAGUUGUAUUAAAGUGAAUUCCAUCCUUUUAUUGUUAAUAUUGUUCGAACCUUAUCUUUUCAAAAUGCAGAGAUUAAUAACACAUUUUGGUCUGUUUCAGGUAUAUUGUACCUCAUGUCAGCUCUGGACUAAGUUGUUAGCUGGUGUUAGAUUAACUGUAAUGGCUGGAAAAUAAGAAGCCUUUCAUACUUUCAAAAUAAAACCAGUUUGAUGAAUGCAA